Messenger RNA from Rana temporaria (common frog), 3818 nucleotides. RefSeq names its product calpain 14 (gene CAPN14). The transcript has 21 exons. The record is from RefSeq and is a predicted model, not a curated record. Bases 247 to 2355 code for a protein of 702 amino acids. Gene Ontology annotation, molecular function: calcium-dependent cysteine-type endopeptidase activity. NCBI's taxonomy places the organism in Eukaryota, Metazoa, Chordata, Amphibia, Anura, Ranidae. Gene Ontology annotation, cellular component: cytoplasm. Gene Ontology annotation, biological process: proteolysis.
UGUGAUUCAGUCAUUGUGGAGCAAACACUGGAAAACUCGUUUGGAGCUAACUGAACACCAAAGUACGGAAUACACCAACCAGACCAGCCUGAACAUUAACCUGCAUGGUCCUGUGUUGACAACCUGUCAAUUUACUGCUUGACGAACCGGCUUGAACACUUUUUGACUGGGGCUUGGUGCAGACCAGAGCAAUUUGAUUGGUGGCCUGAAUCAAAUCGCCUGUCCCAAGGCCUCACCCUAGCCAUCAUGCCUCGCCUCACCUUCUCUGGUGGCAAAAAGUCAAAACAAGUAUUGCGUACAGGGACACUUAGGAAGCCUCGGAAGCUUCUGAGCCAGGACUACCAGACCUUGUUGGAGCAGAGUCUGAAAAAUAAGCAGCUGUUUGUUGAUGACGCCUUUCCUGCUGAACUAAGUUCCAUCGGCAGCGGGGAUCUCUUACGAAAACUACCGCCAUGUGUGGAGUGGAAAAGACCGCAGGAGCUGGUGAAGAAUCCGCAGUUUUUUUUUCAUGAUGCCAGCAGGUUUGAUCUUCAUCAAGGACUUACAGAAAACUGUUGGUUCCUGGCUGCACUGGCCUCAGUCACCUUCCACAAGGACAUUUUCACCAAUGUGGUCCCUCGGAGCCAAAGCUUUGACAAGAACUAUGCAGGAAUCUUCCAUUUCCGGUUCUGGCGCUUUGGCGAGUGGGUCGAUGUGGUAGUUGAUGACCGCCUACCUGUGAAUAAAGAUGGCAAGCACUUGUUUGUGUCCUCUUCAAGGAAGAACCUGUUCUGGGGCCCUCUGCUAGAGAAAGCCUAUGCCAAACUCUGUGGCUCCUAUGAAGAUCUGCAGAUUGGUCAAGUGUCUGAAGCUCUGGUGGAUUUCACUGGCGGGGUCAACAUGACCAUUAAGCUAGAACAAGCUCCUGUGGACCUGUGGCAGAUCAUGGUACGGGCAGCAUACAGCGGGUCCUUGAUGGGCUGCCAGACAAAGGCCGGGCCUGAAAGGGUUCUGGAGAACGGAUUAGUGGCCGGACACGCGUACACGGUGACGGGAAUCAGAAAGGUGACCUGCAAAUCUGGAACAGAAAAUUUAGUUAGGCUGAGGAACCCAUGGGGGAAGAUUGAAUGGAAGGGAAAUUGGAGUGACAACUCCUCCAAAUGGGACCAGCUCAGCCUGAAGGAAAGACUGUUACUGCGAAAGACGCGGGAGAAUGGAGAAUUUUGGAUGUCCAUUGAAGACUUUGAGACCCAGUUUGUGGAGCUGGUUAUUUGCAAGCUGACUCCUGACCUCAUGAGCCAUGAGAAUGGGAAGGAGUGGACGUUAUCAAUGCAGACUGGGAAGUGGGUGGCUGGAAGUACAGCUGGUGGAAGAAUGACAUACACAGACUCAUACUGGAGGAACCCCCAGUACCGACUAAAGAUACUAAAGGGAGACAACAUGGAGAAAUACACAAAUUCUUGCAGCGUCCUGGUGUCCCUUCUCCAGAAACAGAACCACAAGCAUCGGAACCAGUCCCCGCCAUGGUUCAUAGGGCUCUCUGUGUUUAUGGUGCCACUUGAGUAUCAAAGUAUAAGAAGCCGUCUCCCACAAGAGUUCUUCCUGCAAAGCCGCCCUGUGAACAACAAGUGUGUCUUCAUUAACGAGAGGGAAGUGACCCAGGACUUCCACUUGCUCCCUGGAUCCUACGUCAUCAUCCCCUCAACAGCAGAGCCUGACCAGCAGUGUGAAUUCAUCCUGAGGGUCUUCUCCAGGAAACACCUUCUAGAAGAACACGGAGAGAACCCCAGCCCUGUCCUGUGCUGCAAGAAAAUUGCUGAGAAACAGGAUGAGCAGGAAACUGUUAUCGCAAGGUAUUUUGAAAAGCACCCAGAAAUUAAUGUCUCCCAACUACAGAUGCUGCUGAACAAAGGAAGCUGGGCAUGCGCAAGGCAAGCUCCGGUGAAGUUUAGCUUAGACGCCUGCAAAGUCAUUAUGGCUCAGUUGGACGUCAGUGCAUCUGGGACCCUGAACGUGAUAGAAUUUCACAACCUCUGGAAGCGUUUACUGUCUUAUCAUGAGAUUUUCCAAAGGAGAGACAUUGACAGAUCGGGAUUUCUGAAGCUCAGUGACCUCCAAGCUGCUGUACAAGAGAAAGGAAUAACAUUAAGCCAACAAUUUUACAACUUAAUAGCACUGCGAUAUGGCAACUCCUCUCUGAAAAUCAAUUUCGAGAAUUUUGUCUGCCUCAUGCUGAGGAUGGAGAUCAAUGGAGGGUCUCGUACUCUUCGCCGAACCUUGUCCUUGCCGCCGGCUUCACGAUCAUCUGGGCAUGCCUCCACCAGUCCCUACCCCACUUUGUACUAUCGUCACCGCCCACCAGCGGUACAGGUAUGACGUGGGGAAGGGACAUUCAUGAGAAUUUUGGAAAGUUUAGGAAAUGUUUAGAGGCUUAUAUAUUAAGUGCAAAGAGUAAUGUCAUGCUAUUAAUUAUAAUAACCAAUCAUAUUUGUCAGUUUACAAUAUAUCCAUCAGAACCAUGAAAAAAAUUAUUCUAAUUGGUUAGUACUUAAUAGCAUAUCUUGCACUUUGUGCUUUGCCUUAUUGAAGGCGGCACAGUCAAAGAGCUUAUUCAAUAAACCACUGCAAAGUUCAACAAUCAAGUAUCAAAAUUCAUAAUAGCCAAAAAUGUAUUUUUUUAUGUUAUCAGUUCCUUUUCUAAAUGGUUUCUAUAUUUUUUUAUCGCACUUUUUACAAUGAGGUUGGACUUAGCUUUGUUUUAUUGCUUAAAUCUACGAAAUUGAUAAAAGGUAAACCUACCAAUGAUCUUUCAGUCCAAUUGCUUUGCUAUCAAAGGCAUGUUAGCCACACAUCUAAAGUGUGUGCAUUUAAAUGGUCAGUCCACCCAAUAGUAAUAUUUUAUCCCCUACCUCUAGCUGCUUAUGUCUUGGGUACUCCUACAGCAAGAUCAUCAAUUCUGACUCUCCAUUUCACGUCCACCUAGGAGUUUCUCUGUUCAUGUCUACUUAGAAGUUUUGGGUAUUCCUGUCCACCUUUAUACGUUCCAGUUCCAUUUGUUACAUUCUCAAAAAUAUAUUAAAUAAAUAAUUGUGGGAACACCUCAGGGACCUUAGCUUGUAAGCUCCUUGAGGGCAGGGACUGUGAAUGUACAUUAUCUAAAGCGCUACGUAAGUUGCCGGUGCCAUAUAAAUACCUGUAAUAAUAAGAAAUAUCAAUAAGCACACAUCCAGGAUCUCAGUGCAAAGCUCUCCGGUAGAGUCCCAGAGAAAAGGAACCAUGAGAUUUAUUAAAAACUGAAAUAUCAGCAUUGGGUGGACUGACCCUUUAAUCACCCAUCCAGUGAAAAUACUACAAUAAUCAAUCCAUAAAUCUAAGCAAGUCAAGUCGUUUGGUGAAUAAAUCCCUGCCAAUCCAAGUUAGUAAAGUGCAUGAAUUAAUGAAACCCAAUCAAUUCUUGGCCAAACUGAUUCAGAUUAAUCAGGCCAACCUGAUUAAUGCAUAUGAUUGCUUGUUUAUAUUGAAGUCAGAUGGGUGCUUUAGAACCAUUACAUCAGAACUCCAGAUGGAGAUGAAAAGUGACCAUCAGUUACAAAUCAUUCAAAAAUGAUCAAAUGCUUUAAAGUAGCCUUUCCUAACCAGGGUUCCGUGAAGCCAUAAGCUGGCCAUAGAUGGAUCAAAAUUCAGCUGGUUCAGCAGGGACUGACCAAAUUUGGAUCCAUCUAUAGCUGUUUCCACCAAUCCAAUGCAAUAACACAGCGAGGAGGAUUUCUCCAUCGACCUCACUUUGGAUGGGGAAAACCCAGCCAUAGGGUUCCUCCUGUGCAUGCUAUAUAAAGAAC